UAUUAUGACAAGAUUUGACAGACGUUUAAUCACCAUCAAACAUUUCGGUUUUUCAUAAUACGAUCAUAAAAUUUCAUACAAGUAUUUUUUGUCAUGGAACUAGAAAAUUCAGAAAUACUAAAGCACAUCAAGCACUUAGAAAAUCAGAACAAGAAACUCAGGACUCUUUUAGACACCACGAAAAAUGUAGCAAGUCAAGAAGUAGAAAGACUUUCGUUGGUACAAACCGAAACAAAGUCUUUAGAGAAAGCGGUUGAUGAUUUAGAAAAAGAAAAACAAGAACUAGAUGAGCUGCUGACAUUGGUAUUAUCUAAAGAUGAAGGUAACAAGAAUUUGAUUUUAAUGAAGCUAGAAAGAGAGCACACCAAAUUGAGUAAUAAACUAGACGAAGCUCAUACAAAAAUACAAUUAAAAACAGAAGAAGUUGUGAGCCUGCGCACAGAAGACGCUAUCCUUAAAGACGUCAUUUAUAAAUUAGAAGCCACCAAGAAAUCUCUUUUGGGCCGUAUUAAGUUGAUUGAAGAUAAAGAAUCAGUGUUAUCAGCUAUUAGUACCAAGCUGAAAGAACAACUGUCAGAAGUUGAACACAGAGAAGAAAUAAUUGUUAAGAAAGUGGAAGAGAAGAAUGGAUCAAGCGAGAUGUUAAGAUCAAACAAAACAACUACUGGUUCAAAUCUAGAUACUACCAAGGUAAUGCAUGAUGGAGUCUCCAGUAACUCCAUUAUGUCUCCAAAUGAACAACAGUCUACUUAUACAGACAAUUCCCUAUCUCUAGAGCAGAUGAUCAGCGAAUUAGAAAAAUCUAAAGGUAAAUUAUACAAGGAUUUGGAAGAAAUUAUUGAUAACUCAACUAAAGAAAUCGAAAUUAUUAAAGCCAAGAUAUCAGAUCCUGAUAUCAAGCAACUUCUUUAUGAGAUUGAUAUUCAAAAAGCUGUUCUAGUUUAUAACUUAAAGAUGGCAAGGCUCCAGGAUGAGAAAAAUUUUGAUCCAGUGCAUUGUUCCCUUAUCAAAAUAUCUUCUAAUCCUAAUAAUCCAGUUUCUGAGACUUCUCAACAUAAUAUUAAUACGUCUUGUUCUGAAAAAUCUACGAAAUAUGUAAAAGAAAAGGAGUUCACAUUUGAUAUACUUACUAAAGCUCUAGAAAAGAAAAUGAUUUAAUACAUACCCAAUUCCUAGGUAAAAGUGUCAAUAUAGAAACAAUAUUAAUUUGUGCAGGUAUUCUCAAUAAAGAAAUACAUCCUCUGAAUCAAAAAACACUUCCAACAAACAUUUUGUUACAAGAAAUAAUUUUUAAGCAUGAUAAUACAAAAAACUGAACUUUUUAUAACAACUUCAUGUUUCACAACAAAUUUUACUAUAAAGGAGUAAAUAAAUUAAAAUCGAAAUAAAUAGCAAUAAACUUUUCA
This is a messenger RNA of Diabrotica virgifera virgifera (western corn rootworm), 1406 nucleotides long. Its product is annotated as girdin-like. The transcript is spliced from 2 exons. The record is from RefSeq and is a predicted model, not a curated record. The coding region runs from base 94 to 1158 and encodes 354 amino acids. NCBI's taxonomy places the organism in Eukaryota, Metazoa, Arthropoda, Insecta, Coleoptera, Chrysomelidae.